AUGAAUGAAGCGCUCGAGGCGGAGCUGCGAAAGACGCGGCUUACCAUCUACGCCAUUGUCGCCAGCUUUCAAGAACCUUCGACAUCAGGAAAGAUCCUUCGAGAAUACACGGAAGAAUAUGGUGGCUUGACGCACGAGAAAUUUGGAUAUCAACAUUUGGAAAAGCUGCUCGACGACCACCCCCAACUCUUUCCAGCAAUUGAUUCGCAAGGAAGACGAGCGUACAAAGCCAAAGUGUCCGACAACGCUGCAUCGCAAGCUCUUCAAUUCCAAAUCCAGCGGCAAAAAAAGAAGAAGAAAAAGAGCAAUCGCGGUUGCAGUGGAUACAAUAGAGCGGCGCAUGGAGGAGGACGAGGCGCUAGCAUCUUCACAAAUGGUUCCCUAAAAAAUCGACUCACUUUUGAACGCUUGAUGGUCGAAGAGCGACAACAGAGUUGCCUACGAGGACGAGGAAUCACACGCGGAUCACCAAAAACGAACCAACGCGGCCGCCACACCCAACCCUCGACACUUAGAGCCGCAUCACUUGUUCCUCUCGGACACUGGCUCAAACCACAAAUGCCCUUGAACGCUGGAUACUUUAACUGCCCACCAUCUCUGUUUCAAUCUCUGCUCCAACCUCCGCUAAUGAAAACAACAGUGGAACUCGAGAAAUAUUUUGGCACCGGCAAACUGAGUUCUGUCCGUGCAGCAAUGAAAGAUGACAUCGUUUUCGAGGUGCUCGGUUCCGAUGAGAUCUUGAUCAAGACGAAAGCUUUUGUCGAGCGUACUCGAAAUGACCGUGCACAAGAAAAGGACAAAGUUGAAGUCGGCUCUCCUCGAGCUACAAUGGCGCCACGUUUGACGGAACUUAUGGAGCAUUUCACUAUGCAGCUUGUCAACAUGUAUCCGAAUCCAAUUCCAUUGUCGGAUGUCGGUAUCUUCUACUCAAGGCAUUAUGGUGCUGAAGUGAAUCCAGAAAGACUCUACGCGAAACAUUGGUCGGAUCUAUUCGCCACGACUUUCUCAUCGAGAACGAUGGUUAAAGAUGGAUCCAUUCAUUUACGCGAGGCCUACGUGAAAAAGCACAAUAUCAAGCCAAAGCACGUUGACCAAAGCCACGCGAAAGCUGGUAAUUUACAGCUUGCAAUGAUAAACGAUCUUAAUGAAUCAAGCCUCGAAUCCGGUGAUGAAUCAGAAGAAGAAGAAGAGGAUAAAUGUGAUGAGACGAUUGCUGAAACGGGUGUAUCGUUAACCAGUAUACCUCUCGAACCGGCUCCGAUAGACUUGAUAAGUACGAUUCCUCUUCCACCAGAACCGAAGCCAAGACUAGUUCUUCAAACUCAAAGAUCAAGCACGGUCAACGCCUUCCAAAUGCCCUUUGAAACGUUUUUGAAAGCCAAGAUGCCGGAGAUUCCAGAGCCACCAAAAGCCAACGCGCAAGACCCUCCGUUUCGAUUGAGAGUGAUCGACAAGAUUAAAAAGCCGAAUCAAAUCAAGGAGCCAGAAAAUCAACGUCGAGAGACGCCCCAUGAAAGCACGAUCCGCACGCACACGUCGAUCGCAUCGUCUGUACUUCCACAGCGAACAAGAUGCCCAAUGCUGCUUAGCAAAGUCACUGAGAAAAGUUACCCG
This is a messenger RNA of Mesorhabditis belari, 1614 nucleotides long. Lineage: Eukaryota; Metazoa; Nematoda; Chromadorea; Rhabditida; Rhabditidae. The record is from the annotation of a GenBank genome assembly.